Messenger RNA from Papaver somniferum (opium poppy), 632 nucleotides. RefSeq names its product non-specific lipid-transfer protein B-like. The record is from RefSeq and is a predicted model, not a curated record. Bases 66 to 419 code for a protein of 117 amino acids. Gene Ontology annotation, molecular function: lipid binding. Gene Ontology annotation, cellular component: membrane. Gene Ontology annotation, biological process: lipid transport. Lineage: Eukaryota; Viridiplantae; Streptophyta; Magnoliopsida; Ranunculales; Papaveraceae. The transcript is spliced from 2 exons.
AACUAGUAAACAAUAUAGACACAAUAACAUAUAUACUACUUUUAGUAAAUUCUCAUAAAAGAAAGAUGAUGAAGGUGUUUUUUUGUGUUGUUGUUGUUCUAGCCAUGGCUCAUAUGAUGGUUGAACCAAGCCAAGCAGCCUUUACCUGUACCGAUGUUGACCGGUGCCUUGUGCAAUGCAUGCCGUACUUGGUCGGCACUGCAACUGUGCCUGCUCCAGCAUGUUGUGAUGGAGUUAAGCAAAUCAAAGGGAUGGCAGUUACCAUCGAAGACAAACGCCAAGCGUGCGGCUGUGUUAAAGAUGCGGCUAAUAAGUACCAGAACAUAAAAGAAGAUGCAGCCAGUGGACUCCCUACCAAGUGUGGUGUUCCUUUCUCUUACCCUAUCUCCAAAAACAUUGACUGCAGCACGAUUAACUAAAGUUGGGGACGCGUUGCUGGAAAAUAAAAGGAGAAGAUCCCUGCAACUCUCUUAGAUAAAUGCUUGAUUAGCCAGUUUUAUUUAAGUAUGGUUUUAUGUGGAAUUGCUUGUUAAUGGAGUUAUGGUUCACUCGAACCAUCUCUCAUAGUAAAAUAUAUUAUAAUAUCAGUAUAAAUAAAGUUCUAUUAAGUCUACAUUGUAGACACUGAUUUA